AUGCAAUUCAAAUCAAUUCUAGCAGUGCUCGUUUCAGCACUCAUUGCUCUUCCAGCAACCACGGCUGCACGUAUUUCCAAGAACACUUACAGCGACAUCUAUGCUCCAGAAUCCUAUGGUGAUGUGGUUAUAGAUCGCGGGGUCUUUUGGUGUGUUUUUGACGCCAAUUUAGGAUUUGGGGGAGCCUUUAUCAACCAUGGAUCGUUUUAUUUGUUCCAUGACCGUAGAACGGGGACUCUUCUCAAUCUUGGGGUUGUUGGAUGCGGUUACAUCGAAAACACAGGACUCAUGUACUUCAAUUCUUUACAUGCCGGGAUCCAAAUUAACUGGACGACUAGCUAUGUGAAAAACUCGGGUGAUAUAUUCUUCAUGGGUGAAGAUGCCUUUGACAACAAAAUCAAGAUCCCAGGAGCCUGGGAAAUCACCAAGACUGGAUCUUUCAACAUGUACUUUGACUCAAGACCAAAUAGGGGUGCCGUGUUGGGAAGUGAAGGUAAAGCGUUCACCAACAAUGGACAGAUCUGUUUGAGAAAUGCAUACAUGGAUGCUGAUCCUGUUGUCUUCAAGGGCAAUGGAUGCAUUAACAUCGGCGAAGAUUCUGUUUUCAGAUACCAAAAUAGGAAUUAUAUAUUCCCUGGACAGCAAACCAUAUAUCUUUCAUCCAAGACAUCCAUGUUAUUUGUUGGUGCUGACAGACAAUACUAUGCCUACAACGUUGCUGGAUGGGGGAAUGGGAAUUACAUCGUUCACAGCUACCCAAUUACCAGCUAUUCUUAUGACACUGAAGUGGGGAUCUUGACCGUAACGGCAAAUGAUUACAAAAUGAAGUACAAUAUUGGAUUGGGGUAUGAUCCGGAUUUGUUUGAACUUGCCUCCCUUGUACCCUUGGGCACUGAUCUCGGGUUUAAUUCCAAGAUGAAUGCCGGGAUCACCUACUAUGGAGACGUUCCAACCCUCAGUACAUCAACUUCUGGAUGUAAGCCUUGUAAGGAUGAACCAAUGUUCCCACCAGUGGAGUAG
Messenger RNA from [Candida] anglica, 1020 nucleotides. NCBI's taxonomy places the organism in Eukaryota, Fungi, Ascomycota, Pichiomycetes, Serinales, Debaryomycetaceae. The record is from the annotation of a GenBank genome assembly.